This is a messenger RNA of Phragmites australis (common reed), 849 nucleotides long. RefSeq names its product protein FAR1-RELATED SEQUENCE 5-like. Gene Ontology annotation, biological process: regulation of DNA-templated transcription. The coding region runs from base 1 to 849 and encodes 282 amino acids. The transcript has a single exon. NCBI's taxonomy places the organism in Eukaryota, Viridiplantae, Streptophyta, Magnoliopsida, Poales, Poaceae. The record is from RefSeq and is a predicted model, not a curated record.
AUGGGAAUUCUUGCUGAUAUACAUGGAGGACUCUGCAACCUCAAUUUCAACAGCAAGGAUGUUUCCAACAUCAGGACCAAUCUGAGGCAAGGGCUUACUUUUAGAGAUAUGGACGCAACACUAGAAUACUUCCAAAAGUUGCAAGCAAAGAGUCCCUCAUUCUUCUAUGCAGUCAAGGUUGAUAGGUCUAAUACAGUGAGGGCUUUGUUUUGGGUAGAUGGAAGGACAGGGGAGCUGUACAAAAACUUCAGAGAUUGUGUCUUCUUUGACACAACAUUUUGUACCAAUAGGUACAACAUGCCCUUUGCUCCUCUAGUUGGGAUAAAUAAUCAUAUGCAGACCAUACUCCUUGGUAUUGUCUUGCUACCGAAUGAGACAACUGAAAUAUUUGUGUGGGUCUUUGAAGCAUUGAAGAAAGCGAUGGGUGGACUAGAACCACUGAACAUAAUGACAGACCAAGACAAAGCGAUGAAAGCUUCAAUAAGUCAAGAGUUCCCCAAUGCUAAGCAUAGAUGUUGCAAGUGGCAUGUGAUGAGCAAAGGGAGGGAUAAGCUCACUUGGCUGAUCUCAUUUGAAGAGAACUUUGACAAGGAGUUGGACUAUUGUGUUAACAAAACUGAGACAAUAGAGGAGUUUGAGAUGUUGUGGAAACAAUUGGAGGACAAAUACAACUUGCGUGACAACCAGUUUUGGCAGAAUAUGUUAGCUACAAGACAUAUGUGGGGUCCUACAUAUUUUAAGAUGGAUCUCUUUCCUUUCACUGGCACAACAGGGAGAUCAGAAGGAAUGAAUGCCUUGUUCAAGAAGGUGUUCCACCCACAAGAUUCAGUGUUGCAAUUUGUCACCUAG